GUCCCGUCCGGUCCCGUCCCGCGGUGCGGGCGGAUGGCCCCGCGGCGGGCACGGCAGCCGGGCUCGGGCCGUUGGUGACCGGUGGCCCGUGGGCUCGCAGCCGCGGAUGCCCCCGGGGGCCGGGCAGCAGGGGGGCCGCAUCCCGGGGCUCGCCGCGCCCCUCCGGCCCCCCAGGCCCCGGCGGGAGGCGGCGGUGAGCCCGGGCAUGGGCUUUUCUCUCCGGGCAGCGCUGCCCCGUGGCCUGUUGGUACCUGCGGACGGGUGCCCGGUGGAAAGUACCUUUUUCUCAUGAACGCUUCUAGCUCCUCACCUUGGGCUCUCGCCAUGGACACUAUGAAAACCACCUACAUCGUGCUGGAACUGAUCAUUGCCAUCUUGUCUAUCGCUGGCAACGUCCUGGUCUGCUGGGCCGUGGCCAUCAACAGCACCUUGAAGAACGCGACCAACUAUUUCCUGGUGUCCCUGGCAGUGGCUGACAUCGCCGUGGGACUCUUGGCCAUCCCUUUUGCCAUCACCAUCAGCAUUGGAUUCCAGGUGGAUUUUCACAGCUGCCUCUUCUUUGCCUGCUUCGUGCUGGUGCUGACCCAAAGCUCCAUUUUCAGCUUGCUGGCCGUGGCCAUCGACAGGUACCUGGCUAUCAAGAUCCCACUGAGUGAUUUUUGCAGCGCUUGGCUGAGGAUGUUGACCCUGCUGAGGUACAACAGUCUGGUGACGGGCAAGCGGGCAAGAGGCCUCAUUGCUGUGCUGUGGCUCCUGUCCUUUGGCAUUGGACUGACUCCACUUAUGGGCUGGAAUAAAGCCAUGAGUGGUUGUCCCAAUGCCACCAACGAGACAGGGGUGGACACUGGGACAGAGCAUCAUAGCUGCUUCAUCUCAUGCCUCUUUGAGAAUGUGGUAACGAUGAGCUACAUGGUGUACUUCAACUUCUUUGGCUGUGUGCUGCUGCCACUCCUUAUCAUGCUGGGAAUCUACAUCAAGAUAUUCAUGGUUGCCUGCAAGCAGCUGCACCAGAUCGAACUGAUGGGCAACUCCAGGACCACGCUGCAGAAGGAGGUCCACGCAGCCAAGUCUCUGGCCAUCAUUGUAGGACUUUUUGCCUUCUGUUGGCUGCCCCUGCACAUCUUGAACUGCAUCACUCACUUCCACGAGGAGUUCUCCAAAUCCAAGCCUGAGUGGGUGAUGUAUGUGGCCAUCAUCCUCUCCCAUGCCAACUCUGUCAUCAAUCCCAUCAUCUACGCCUACAGGAUCAGGGACUUCCGCUACACCUUCCACAAGAUCAUUUCCAAGAUCCUGUGUAAGUCAGAUGACCUCCCCAAGUGCACCACUGACAACAACCACCACCUGACUGUCACCAACAUUAGCUGUCCCACUGCCUCGGUGACCAUAUGACCGGGCACC
Apus apus (common swift) is the source of this 1398-nucleotide messenger RNA. It is a transcript of the gene ADORA2B, whose product is annotated as adenosine A2b receptor. NCBI's taxonomy places the organism in Eukaryota, Metazoa, Chordata, Aves, Apodiformes, Apodidae. Gene Ontology annotation, molecular function: G protein-coupled adenosine receptor activity. Bases 289 to 1389 code for a protein of 366 amino acids. Gene Ontology annotation, biological process: adenylate cyclase-activating G protein-coupled receptor signaling pathway; vasodilation; G protein-coupled adenosine receptor signaling pathway. The record is from RefSeq and is a predicted model, not a curated record. The transcript is spliced from 3 exons. Gene Ontology annotation, cellular component: membrane.